Molecule: messenger RNA, 1662 nt
Organism: Trichosporon asahii var. asahii CBS 2479
Lineage: Eukaryota; Fungi; Basidiomycota; Tremellomycetes; Trichosporonales; Trichosporonaceae
Product: AMP binding protein
Exons: 2
Coding region: 1-1662 (553 amino acids)
Biological process (GO): secondary metabolic process
Molecular function (GO): CoA-ligase activity
Source: RefSeq, a predicted model, not a curated record
AUGCCGCCCAACAUCAUCAGACCCCAGCUUCCCCCGCCUUUCCUCCCCACUCUCAGCGCGUGGGAGUACGUCUUCCCCUCUGGCCCUGGUAUCAGUCCCGGGGCGGGGCCGUGGCCGGGUGAGACCACCGCCUUCAUCGACGGCCUCACUGGACGCUCCAUGACGAGGGCGGAAGUACACGACACGGCGCUGAAGCUCAAGGGCGGGUUGAACGCCCGCGGCGUCAAGAGGGGUGACACGGCGGCCAUCUUUGGCAGCAACAGCAUCGAGUGGGCGCUCGCGGCCUGGGGAUGUCUCGCUGCGGGCGUCGUCGUGACGCCGUGCAGUUCGGCCUUCGGCACGAGCGAGCUGACGUACCAACUGAACGACUCUGGCGCCACGGUCCUGUUCAUCUCCCCCGAGCUCCUGCCCGUAUUCGAGAAGUGCCGCUCCGAGCUCAAGUUCUCCUUCCCCUCUGACCGCGUCAUCCUGCUUACUCCUCCGGACGCUCCGAACCAGAAGUAUCCCAGUCUGUGGAGCUCUCUCGGCCCGCUCUCGGAGCCCGAGCCCUUCAACGGCGUCGACGCACACGAGACGGCGUGGCUCUGCUACUCCUCCGGCACGACGGGCCUGCCAAAGGGCGUGCAGACGACGCACCACAACCUCACGACGCAGUUUGAGACGACGACCCUCAUCCGCCCCCUGCCCAAGCACGGGCAGGACGUGAUUCUCGGCUUCCUCCCCUUCUCGCACAUGUACGGCAUCCUCGCGGUCGUGACCACGCCCGUGCUGGCGGGUGUGCCCGCGAUCAUUCUGCCCAAGUACGACGAGCUCGCGGCCCUAAAGCUGAUGCAGAAGUACAAGGUGACCAAGUUCAGCGCCGUGCCCGCCGUCCUCCUCGGCCUGGUGCACAGCCCGCACGUGCCGCGGCACGAUGUGAGCAGCCUUGUCGAGAUCCGCUGCGGCGCCGCGCCCAUGGGGCCCGAGCUCGCGGCGCUGUUCCGCGCGCGCUUCCCCAACUGCGUCAUCAGCCAGGGAUACGGCAUGACCGAGGCGUCGCCGGCCAUCACGCUCCCGACACCCGAGGACGAUAGGGCCGGCCGGCCGGGCGUCGGCCGCCUCGUGCCCAGCUACGAGGCGCGCAUCGUCACCGAGUCCGGCGAAGACGCGCAGCCGGGCCAGCCGGGGGAGAUCUGGGUGCGCGGCCCAAACGUCAUGAGGGGUUAUCACGGGAAGCCCGACGCGAACGCCAAGUCCUUCGCCCCGGGGCACUGGUUCAAGACCGGCGACGUGCUGUAUCAAGACGAAGAGGGGGGAUUCCACGUCGUCGACCGCAUCAAGGAACUCAUCAAGUGCAAGGGCUUCCAGGUGCCGCCGGCCGAGAUGGAGAGUCUGCUCUUGAGCCAUCCGGACAUUGUGGAUUCCGGCGUUGUGGGCGUGUACGACGCGGCGCAGGCUACGGAACUUCCGCGAGCGUAUGUCGUCCUCGAAAGUGGGAAGCAGGUCGCGCCGCAGGAGAUUGCGCAGUGGGUCGCCAACCGCGUGGCCCAGUACAAGAAGCUCCGCGGCGGGGUUGUCGUCGUUGAGGGUAUUCCGAGGGGUGCGACCGGCAAGAUUAUGCGCAACAAGCUCAGGGAGAGGGCGAAGGAGGAGUGGGAGGCCGAGGGGCGCGCGAGACUGUAG